Triplophysa rosa is the source of this 6268-nucleotide messenger RNA. It is a transcript of the gene mitfb, whose product is annotated as melanocyte inducing transcription factor b. The transcript is spliced from 10 exons. Bases 290 to 1888 code for a protein of 532 amino acids. The record is from RefSeq and is a predicted model, not a curated record. Lineage: Eukaryota; Metazoa; Chordata; Actinopteri; Cypriniformes; Nemacheilidae. Gene Ontology annotation, biological process: regulation of transcription by RNA polymerase II; melanocyte differentiation. Gene Ontology annotation, molecular function: DNA-binding transcription factor activity, RNA polymerase II-specific; RNA polymerase II cis-regulatory region sequence-specific DNA binding; protein dimerization activity. Gene Ontology annotation, cellular component: nucleus.
UAGUUUACUUAUAUUGCUUUUAUUGAAGCUGGACAAUGAGUUUUCUUCAUGAGGCUACUCAACAUCUACUUUAGAGAGAGAGAGAGAGAGAGAGAGAGAGAGGUAAAACAUGACUGGACCUUUACUUGAGAGGUUUAGUGAGAUACACACUUUAACUCCUCCAGCAUUACAGCCGCUGUAGUUGCCGCCACGUGCAGCGGUGUUGUAUGUUUACCCCGGUGAGCUUGUGCACGCGCGUCUCUCCUGUCUGCCCUCUGCCUGUGGUGCCUCCCUUUUUGACACACACCCAAUGCUGCCGGACCAGCGUGACUCCCGCAGCCGUCCAAGGGCGCACAGUGCACCUUCAGCACGGGAAAUAAAGAUGGAGCCUCUGAGUGUCCACAGACCCGGCGUCUUUCAUUUCAGCCGCUGUAAUCCAUCUGAGCAGCAGCAUGGCUCCUCGAAGCCCCCGCUGGGUUCCUCGGCCGUGACCUCUCGUAUCCUGCUCCGCCAGCAGCUGAUGCGCGAGCAGCUCCAAGAGCAAGAGCGCCGCGAGCAGCAGAGACGCCAGAGCGCAUCUUACGGUCAGCCCUCCGUCACCCAGACCCCCGCCAUCAACGUCAGCGCACCCGCCACUCUGUCCAGUGCCACCCAGGUGCCCAUGGAAGUCUUGAAGGUUCAAACCCAUCUUGAAAAUCCCACCAAGUAUCAUAUCCAGCAGGCUCAGAGGCAGCAGGUGAAAGCGUAUCUGUCCACCACUAGUCUGGGAGGAAAGCUCGGAUCACAGGCGUUGAGUUUGCCGUGCCCCAGCCAGGCCACAGAUCACGGGGGAAUGCCUCAUGGGCCGGGCAACAGCGCCCCCAACAGUCCCAUGGCCUUACUGACACUGAACUCCAACUGCGAGAAAGAGAUGGAUGACGUCAUUGAUGACAUAAUUAGUUUGGAAUCAAGCUACAAUGAUGAUAUAAUGGGACUCUCCUUGGACCCUGCGCUUCAGAUGGCCAACACGAUUCCUGUGUCGGCCAACCUCAUGGACAUGUACCCCGGCAUUCCUCCUCAUGUCAUUUCUAUCAGUAACUCCUGCCCUGCUAACCUGCCCAAUAUUAAAAGGGAAUACUCCGUUAUUCCAUCUCCAGCCAUGAUGCACAUGAUGGAGAAGCCCAGCUCCUGCGGCAAGUUUGAAAACUAUCAAAGGCCUGAAGGGUUUCCUGUGGAGGCAGAAGUUCGCGCUCUCGCAAAGGAAAGGCAAAAAAAGAACAACCAUAAUCUGAUUGAGAGAAGACGAAGGUUCAACAUCAACGACCGAAUCAAAGAACUAGGGACUAUGAUCCCGAAAUCAAACGACCCGGACAUGCGCUGGAACAAGGGCACCAUUCUUAAAGCUUCUGUGGACUACAUCAGAAAACUUCAGAGAGAGCAGCAACGUGCCAAAGAACUGGAGAACCGUCAGAAGAAGCUCGAACAUGCCAACCGUCAUCUGAUGCUCAGGAUACAGGAGUUAGAAAUGCAGGCUCGCGCACAUGGACUCGCGAUCGCCUCUUCUGCGCUCUGUCCGUCCGAGCUGGCGGCCCGGGCUAUAAAACGAGAGGCAGUCCUCGGAGACUGCACCCAGGAUAUGUACCCCCACGCACACCCGUCUUCCUGCCCGGACAUGGGCCGAACCAGCACCCUAGACCUUAAUGACGGUACAAUCACCUUUAACGACGCCCACGGUUCAGGCCCUAACCUGUCCGCUGAUGCAGGGGCAUAUGGUCUCGUGCCGAAGGCACACGGAGCUAAACUCGACGACAUCCUGAUGGACGACACAUUGUCACCCGUAGCAACGAGCAACCCACUUCUCCCCUCCGUCUCGACAGAAGGCCGCCGUAAGAACAGCAUGAGCAUGGAAGAAAACGAGCAUGUUUGUUAGCGCAAUAAAAACGUUCGUUUUGGCUGUUCUGUUGAGAUUGACACUUUGACUUUGUUCUGUGUCAAGCGCAAAGUAAUAUUAUUUUUUUUACACUCAUGUUACCGUGUUUCAACCUUAUCCCUCCUGACGUUUUUAUUGUGUUAUAAUACGUUAUCUGUGCGUAAUAUCAGUUUCAUACUGUAGAUUGGUUAACUUUGCAUCGGUGUGUUUAGAAUAUCAUUUAGUCCAAUUUGGGAUAGUAUAAAAGUGGUUUCUUCUGGUUGUACAGUAGCAUAUUUGCGCACAGUUUAAAAAAUACUUCUUGUUUAUAUACUUGGAACGGAAUGAAGGAUAAUACUCGCCAUUUAGCUUAAGAUAUCAAGUGACAACUUCACUAAACAUUAGCAUUAAGGAGUUAAAAAGGAGCACUUAAAAAUGGUUAUUUACUCAACCUUAUGUUGUUUUAAACCCGUUUUCGCUGCAUAAAAUCAUUUAUGUUCAUUUAGAAGGAUCUGAACAGUUUUCCAUUCAAUGACCUUUACUGUACAGUUUAUAUUCACCCCAUUUGUUAAGCUUCGAAAGGACAAGAACUGUCUUUUUACGAAAUAGUUGAAUUAAUAUUCUUAUGGAUUUAGAACAACAUGGGGAUGGGUACAGAAUAAAAAUGUCAUUCUUGGGUGAACGAUUUCUUUAAAGCCGCAAUCCGUAACAUUUACCUCUGUAUCGCCAUCUCUGUUUGCAACAUAAAUGUGCGGGUUACUUGAAAGUUUCCCAUAAAAUUGUAGCAGACAGCUCAAUUUAUAAUCCGUUUUCAGCUCACCGUUGUGAGUCGUGGGAAAGUUUGAAACACUGAUUGUUUAUGUACUUGUUAAUGUGUACUAUGUACCAAAAAGUUACGGAUUGCAGCUUUAACAUAAAUCGUAAACAUCAAAAAAUAAUUCACCUGAGUGUUAAUUCACAAAUUAUUUUAACAUUAUCGAAUGUAAAAGUCUUCCAAAAAACAUAGACAUCAUCUGGGCUAAAUAAUUGUCAAAUAAUAGAGGCCAAUAUUUUUCCAAUAUUCAGUGUUAUUUUUUAUUCUAUUUUAUUUGGUCUGAUGAGAAUCAUUUCAUGUCACUGAUUAUUCCACUGCAAUAAUAACCUGUAGUCCCUGAGGCUACAUGACUGUAAUGCACAUGCAAGAAAUGCACAUUCGAUGGUUUCACUAAUGCAUUGGCAAUAUUCAUCGUCCUGUGCCAAAAUCCUUUAGCAAUACUCCGCUUUAUACCAGCAGUGAAUACUUUUAGAAGAAAACCACUGGACAGCGUAUUGUGGGUUUUAUGGUCUGUUAUGGUUAGUUGCCAUGUGUGUCAUUGAAGCACAUUUUUAAAAACUGUCAUGGUCAGGCCGUGGUUAUGUGCAGUGCCUUGGUUCUUACGCAAAAGUUCUUCAGUUUUCUAUUUAAUAUAUUUUUUUGAAUAUAACGUGUCUAGAGGAUACCUGUGAAUUCAGUGCUUCUCACAGAAUAAUAGCACUGAAUACAUCCGUGGGAAUGUGAAUUCAUGAAUACUGAAAGAAUAACAAUAAUAUACCUGUAGCAAACUUCAUUUCAAAUCAUUGUUCUUAAAGAACUUUUAAUCAUCUUUUUAACUCUUAUUUCCUUGAUGUUGGUGGUUAUGUAUCUCCUUGUUUAAGACUGUUCAAAAACUGCAGAAAUUGAGAAAAAUGCUCAUACCUUAAAAUGAUAAAAAGAAGAAGAAAAGAUAGGCAUCAAAAUGUUUAUAUAUUCUAACACUUGUUUGGGUUUUUAAAAUGCUUACAUAGUGUAAAAUGACUGUCUGUGUAUGUAUGUAAUAAUAAGCUGUACUGUUACUGUAUAUUUCUGCUGUAGUGAAGGUACUCAUAUUUGCCUUUUGAGAAGUAUCCGUGUGUGCCACUGUAAUGAUCAUGUAAGUGCAACUAUAACUGUAUCUGUUGUUUUAUAGAACUAUGCAAAGGUUACUUUGAGUUUAGAAAUCAACACGUGUUUCAUUGAAAGAUUGAAGAUGUAAUGUAGGUAGUGAAGGCCGAGACAGAACAUUGUAAAGUGCCUUACAUUACCUUGUACUUAAAGGAACAGGUCAGCCAAAAAUGAACAUUUAGUUGUCAUAUACUCACCCCAUGUGUCCCAAAUUGUGACUUUCACAGAGCACAAAUUUUCAAAUGAAAGUGUAUGGGGACUGGAGCUGUCAAGUUCCUAAAUAUAUCCAUGCCCUAUAUUCCAAAUCUUUGGAAGCCCAAAUGAAAAUUGUCUUGAUAUAACUGUUGUUAUUUGUUGGAAAUAUUCGACCUCAAAUAUUAAGAAAUCUGAAUUUUUAUGUAUGCAUAUGAAAGUGAGUAGAUGACGACAGUAAGAACUGUUCCUUCUGACAAUUCAGCCAAGUAAAAAUUAUUUUGUCAUUUACUUGCCCUCAUGUCAUGUCAAACCUGUAUGACUUUUUUUCUUCUGCAGAACACAAAAUAAUAUAUUUCAAAGAAUGUUGGUAACCAAACAACACUGGGGCCUCAUUGGCUUCUUGUAUGGACACAAAACCACUGAGACAUUUCUCAAAAUAUCUUCUUUUCUGUUCUGCGGCAAUUAUAUGAAGGUGAAUGAGCGAUGAAAGAUUUUUAACUUUGGGCGUUGAACUGUCUCUAUAAACGUGUUGUUUUUACUAUUUAUGUCAUUUUAGACUUCGUCUUAGACUGUGGUACCUACUGUAACUGGUUUAAGGGUUCGAUCCUCAAGGGAAUUAAAGGAAUCUUGCAUUGUGAUCUUCAACAAGACCACAGAAACGGGGUUUGACUCGAGACUCGACCUGACUGAACGUAUGUUCCUGCGUAAACUACACUGUCAAAAAUACCUGUAAAAAAGCAGGAAUAUUCAGGUAGCUGGGGCACCUGAAAAAUAACAUUUUUAAACCCAGCUUGUAAAUAUGCAGUCUAUUUCUGUAAUUAGACAUUUUUCCGUAUUUCAAAAAUUUGUCAAAUACAGUAAAAUGCUGUAAAAUUACAGUUUUUACAGUGUGGGGUUGUCUUGAAGCACUUUCAAGACUAGUGUGUGAUAUGUCUAUGCUUGCUAGAAAGAAACUACUGAAAGUUGACUUGUCAUUGAAUGUAAUACUAUACAGUGUUGACUACUAAACUUUGCCAAAUUCCAUGUGAAAGUGUCUAAAUAUGCAGUUAUGAAUAUGAAGCUGUUACAUAUUGUAUUGUGGAUUUGUAGCAAACAAAAUGGCUGCAUUUUUUUUCUGAGCAAUAAUUCAGACAAUCAGGUAACAGGUAAAGCACAAGAGAGGUGAGGUGCCUUUAAAACUCUGCGUGGCUUCCAUUCAAACUUCAACCAAACGUUUUUUAAAACCAAAUACAUAUUGGUUUGUCUUUUAUGAAAGUGUCCAGUUUUUCGGAUUUUUGUUUUGCUAUACUUUUGUAUUAUGUUUUUGAAGCUUAACCAAAUGUUAUUUAAGAGAAUGUUAUUAAGAGACUUAAAAUAGCGUUUAAUGUUUUUUGUUGUUGUUAAAUUUCCUUAUGAAUUGCUUGUGAAUUUAUAACGGAAGUCGGCCCACUUUUCACCUAACGGGGAAAUCACUCCUUUCAGUCAAAAGAUUUUUAUAAAACUUCAACUGGAAGCUUCAUGAUGAAGGUUAAUGGUCACAGAUGUGGCCGUGUCAGUGUUGGGGUUAAACGUGACAGUUGUAUUGAGAAUGAAAGUGUCCAUUAAAAUAAUAUUCAGUGGUUUUUACAGUUUCCUUUGUUUGUAUUCGUAUAACCUGAUGUAUUCUCUUAAAUAUUUCUUACUUUUAUAACAAUAUGUUAAGAUUCAACCUUUCAGGUGCAGUGAUACUGUUACAUGAUGUUUAUUGGUCCACUCUUUGUUCAUCACACCAUUUCUUGAAUGCUCGGCAUAAGAUGCUGUCUUCUAUGUCACUGAAGAUUCCUGUGGGGUGUAAAAGACAGAAACUGUAAAACUGUAAUCUUAAAUUACAGUAUGUCACAACAAAACAUGUUCAACAGACACCAUUUAACGCUGCAUGUUUAAAUAAAAAAUUGAAAAUUGUUUAGAAGAAACAAGACUUUAAACUCUUAAAAUGAAUAACAUUUCUGCAGUCGUUUAACCAUUAAGCUUUAUCACAGGUUUUACGGCAGGAAAAUCGAACGCUCAUCGGCUCUCGCCCGCUUCGUCACAGAUUGCGUGUUUAAAAUAUGCCGUGUUUCUGGUGAGGUGUGUUUGAAGGAGAAAUGCACGCUUUCACGGAGUGGAUAAGGAUAAUAAUCUGGAUAAUAUUUUCAAUGAUUAACAACUUAAAUUCUGCUCUGUUCCUUACACAAAACUGUUCUAUUCCACCAUAGAGGACUGCAACGCAUCGUCAUUUGGACUACUUUUGGUAUUUUUUAAAUAAAUGA